Molecule: messenger RNA, 2606 nt
Organism: Gossypium raimondii (Peruvian cotton)
Lineage: Eukaryota; Viridiplantae; Streptophyta; Magnoliopsida; Malvales; Malvaceae
Product: cysteine-rich receptor-like protein kinase 2
Exons: 7
Coding region: 354-2408 (684 amino acids)
Biological process (GO): protein phosphorylation
Molecular function (GO): ATP binding; protein kinase activity
Source: RefSeq, a predicted model, not a curated record
GUCAACCUUGGGCAAAGAAAAAUGAAACCUGGGCCGCGAUUUUCCAUUUCCCUUUUCUUUUUCUUUGUUUGCCUGAAUGACUUUGGAAUUCUUUUCUAGUAAAAAAGAGCAAAGGGACUCAGAUUUCAAAUCCUUACAUGGACUUGUGCUCUACUUCUCUCCAUCUUCUCUAAUGAAUUACUCAUUCUCUUAGUAUUACAUUUCUAUAAACUGCUGUCUGCUUCCUUUCGAAUACGUUUGCUCCUCUUUCCUGCAACUCAUCGAGUCUCGUCAUGGUUGAUAUUCUAAGGUUCAUUGAAAAAAUUCACAAUUGAUGGCACCAAUUUCUUGAGCCUUAAUAGAAGUUGAAGAAAAUGGAUAAUAAAAUAAUUCAACACAUUUUUGUGGUUCUUCUUGUGAUGGAAUCUCUCUCAUUACAUAAAAGAGUUGGAGGAUUAUCGAGAGCCGAAAUAGUGAAUAUGACAUGUACCAACGUAGUGGAGUAUAACAAAACUUCGUUGGUUUCAAGUUUCAUUGCUGUGAUGCAGAAACUCAGUGAACAGAUGCGUGAAUCAGGUUUUGGAAUAGCAGUUUCUGGUUCAGGGUUUGACACUACCCAUGGCCUAGCUCAAUGUUAUGGGGAUCUAUCAUUGGUCGACUGUACAUUGUGCUAUGCUGCGGGUCGUUCGAUUCUUCCUCAAUGCUUUCCGUUCAAUGGUGCCCGAGUUUUCCUUGAUGGGUGCUUUAUGAGAUCCGGGAAUUAUAGCUACUAUGAUGAGUACCUGGGACCUAACGACAUGGUAGUCUGUGGGAAUGCAAGCCGCAAGGGAUUGAGUUUCCAGACAUCGGUAAAAGAAGCAGUGUCACAUGCGGUGGCUACUGCACUGAAAAACAAAGGCUAUGGUAAAGCACAGGUUCCGGUUUCGGGAACAAAUGAGACAGUCAAUGUUCUGGUCGAUUGCUGGCGGACGUUGAACCGAAGUUCUUGUAAAGCAUGUUUCGAGAAUGCAUCGGCGGAGAUGUUAAGGUGCUUGCCAUGGUCUGAGGGACGGGCACUCUAUACUGGUUGCUUCAUGAGAUACUCGAACAUAGAUUUCCUCAAUAAAGAACUUGCAGAUGGAAUUUCAGAAGGAACCGUUAUAACUAUAGUAAUUUCUACUGUCAGUUCGCUUGUUGUUUUAGCUGUUGGUGUAGCUAUUGGAGUUUAUAUCAGGAAACGCAGAUACAUACAAAAGAAAAGAGGUUCAAAUGAUGCAGAAAAGUGGGUGAAAGUCCUUCGUGAUAGUAACUUGAAUUUCAAGUACUCUACCCUCGAGAAGGCUACCGGUUCAUUUGACGAGGCAAACAAGCUUGGGCAAGGAGGAUUCGGGACCGUUUAUAAGGGAGCUCUGUCUGAUGGAAGAGAGAUUGCUGUCAAGAGACUUUUCAUUAACAAUCGACACCGAGCAGCAGAUUUCUACAAUGAAGUCAACAUCAUAAGCAGUGUGGAGCAUAAAAACCUAGUGAGAUUGUUGGGAUGUAGUUGUUGCGGACCUGAAAGUCUUCUCGUUUAUGAGUUCCUCCCUAACAAGAGUCUCGAUCACUUCAUCUUCGAUCACAGCAGAGGUAAAGAACUUAACUGGGAAAAGAGAUUCAAAAUCAUCAUGGGGACCGUAGAAGGUUUAGUUCAUCUUCAUGGCAACCCCACGAACAAAAUCAUUCAUAGAGAUAUAAAAGCCAGCAAUAUUCUAUUGGAUUUAAAGUUCCGAGCCAAAAUCGCUGACUUCGGCUUGGCGAGGAGUUUUGAGGAAGAUCAGAGUCACAUUAGCACUGCCAUUGCUGGAACAUUGGGAUAUAUGGCUCCUGAAUACUUAGCCAAUGGGCGGUUAACGGAGAAGGCGGAUAUUUAUAGUUUUGGAGUUCUUUUACUAGAGAUUGUUACCGGGACGCAAAACAACAAGGGUCAAUACACAGAUUACUCAUACAGCGUGGUUGCCAUAGUAAGCUUCAAACAUAAACUUUUUUCCUACACAAAGCACCACUUUGUGAGAAAAAAAACUAAAGGUUCCUUGAUAUUUUCGUGUUUUCAUGUGUGGAAACAGGCAUGGAAACACUUUCAAUUAGGGACAAUGGAGGAGAUUUAUGACCCAAAUUUAAUGUUAAGUGACGAUAACCGAAGCAACAAGAGUGUGAAGAAUGAGGUUUCGAGAGUAGUGCAUAUAGGACUACUUUGCACACAAGAGAGUCGAUCACUAAGACCAUCAAUGUGGAAGGUACUAGAGAUGCUAAAAAGGAAAGAUGAAGAACUCCCUGCACCAACUCCUCCUCCUUUUAUGGAUGAAAAUACCAUGGAAUUCAACGACCGCAGUGAGAACGAAUGGCAUCCCAUUAAUGCAGCCGGUACUGAUUCGAUUGCCACUAUCACCCAUAGUUCUUUUUACCCUAGAUGAUUUUUAAAGUCAGAUCAGACGCAAGUGAAAGAGUAUAUUGGGGGAAAUUAAACCUUCAAAAUGAUCCCACUAGGUAGAAUAAAUUAUUAUAAAUGCAAUAUGAUAUUAAAAUUACCUAAGCAAGCUAAUUCCAUUUCAGAUGAGAAUGGCUAAGCGAGACAACACUGUUCUGUAACUUACAAUGAAAAAUAUUGUUGA